UCGGGAGUGCUUCAGUGCGGGGCGCAGUAAAGCAACAAAAGGCGCUUUAUUUUGACUUCAGAGCAGUACAGUGAUACGCGCUUGGUGCGGUUUUAGGUGACGAUGCUGCUAUUCAGAGUCCGACCCGUGACAGUGCUGAUGAGUGUGCUGUUCUGGGCAUGCUCAGACUGUGCCAGUUCUGACUGCAGCCGUGUCUCCAUGGUAACAGACGUUUUGCUGGCGGAGCGAAUGCAAGACAAGCACCUGCGAAUGCUGUUUGAGAAGUAUGGGGAAAAUGGGACGAUCUCAUUGGAUGGUCUGAGGAGACUGCUGGAACAGAUAGGGCUAGACCGUAACAUGACCAUCCAGCAAAAAGGACAUUCACACCCUGACAUGCAAACACAGACACACACACAUGCUAAUGUGGACUCACACAGACAGAAACAGGCUCCUCAACCUGACCUACCUGCCAACACAAAGCAACACCCCCAAGAAGGCAACACGCCCAAGGUGGAGAAGAAUGACUCCACCUCUAAACAGCAGACUGGGCCUGCACCUGCGAAAAAGAGCGAAUCGAAUGCUCACCAUAACCUUUACAUGAAGAGGGGCCAAGAGGAGACCACACCCCUCACCACACCUUCAUAUGUCACCAAACCUCACAGAGCCAUUCGCAGUGUAGACCACAUCCCUUCUAAUCUUAACCAAGGGAAUAGCACACAUGGAAACCACACCCAGCAAACAAACAAUACUGCAGAACCAAUCACAUCCCCUAAAGACAGCCUAGCAGGGACAAGCAAAGUCCCCAAACAUGACCACAACCACGAAGGCCAUGCCCACAAUGACCAUGACCAUCAAGACCACUCCCACAGUGACCACAGCCAUGAAGGCCACGCCCACAGUGACCACGUCCACGGUGACCACGCCCACAAUGACCACGACCAUGAAGGCCACGCCCACAGUGACCACGACCAUGAAGGCCACGCCCACAGUGACCAUGGCCACGCCCACAGUGACCACGACCAUGAAGGCCACGCCCACAGUGACCAUGACCAUGAAGACCACACCCACGAUGACCACGCCCACAGUGACCACGACCAUGAAGACCACACCCACGAUCAUGGCACUGGCCACCCCAGUGAGUGUCUUAAUGCUAGCACCAUCCUCACCUCACAUGGUAUGACCCAGGAAGGAGUUCUGUCAGUCAGAGACUUUAGCUUCCUUUGCCCCGCCCUGCUCAUUCAAAUUGACUCUAUGUCCUGCUUCCAGCAUGCCGUUAACCAAUCAGGUAAGAGUCAUAAACAUCACCAUGAUCAUCAUCAUCAUCAUCAUCAUCAUCAUCAUCAUCACCUCAAUCAUCCCAGUGUCGUGGAUCAUGAAAAUAAAGGCCCAAAGGACAGUCCCAUUUAUGCAGCAUGGAUUGGUGGCAUCCUGUCCAUCACUAUAAUCAGUCUGCUGGCUCUAGUGGGCGUGGUCUUAAUUCCCCUGAUGAACAGAGUUUGUUUCAACUUCCUGCUCAGCUUCCUGGUGGCUCUCGCUGUUGGUACACUCAGCGGGGACGCCUUUCUGCACCUGAUCCCUCACUCUCAGGGUCAUCACCACCAUCAUCAUUCAGCCAAUGAGACCUGCGAUCAUGAUCCCCACGGUGACGAGGCCGAUUCUCUGAAGCCUGUUUGGACAGGGCUCACAGCCUUGGGCGGAGUCUAUUUCAUGUUCCUGAUUGAGCACUUCCUGACUCUGGGAAAAAUCUACAAAGACAAAAAACAAAAGGUGCAGAGGAGAGCAGACCUUAGUGUGGACAGGCCUGAGUCAGAGAAGUUACCACCUCCGGAGGAGACUGACAGCAAACCUGUGGAUGACAUGGAGCCCAAUAAUGGUGGGGACAGUAGGCGGGACAUUUCAGAAGAAGAGGAGGUGAUGUUAGCCCCGCCCCUCUCCACAGGGUACACGGCCGAAGACUGCGAGAAUAAGUGCCACUCCCACUUUCAUGAUACUGUUGGCCAAUCAGAUGAACUGCACCACCAUCACCAUGACUACCACCACAUCCUGCACCACCACCACUCUCAGAAUCAUCACCCGCACACACACACACACCGCCACACACACACUUACUCACUUCAACAUUUCCAGAAGGCAGGCGUGGCCACGCUGGCCUGGACAGUCAUUAUGGGAGACGGACUACACAAUUUCAGUGAUGGACUGGCCAUAGGCGCUGCGUUUACGGAGGGAUUGUCCAGUGGCCUCAGUACAUCAGUAGCUGUAUUCUGCCAUGAGCUUCCUCACGAGCUUGGUGAUUUUGCCGUGUUGUUGAAGGCAGGCAUGUCAGUAAAGCAGGCAGUGCUGUAUAAUCUGCUGUCUGCAGUGAUGGGAUAUUUUGGAAUGGCAGUGGGCAUUCUGAUUGGUCACUACGCUGAGAAUGUGGCGAUGUGGAUCUUUGCUCUGACAGCAGGGCUCUUCAUGUAUGUUGCCCUAGUGGACAUGGUUCCAGAGAUGCUGCACAAUGAUGCCAAUGAACAGGGCUUCAGUCACUAUGGCUACUUCCUCCUGCAGAAUGCUGGGAUAUUACUAGGCUUCGGCAUCAUGCUGGUCAUCGCUGUGUUUGAUCACAAGAUACAACUCAGCCUCAACUUCUGA
Chanos chanos (milkfish) is the source of this 2610-nucleotide messenger RNA. RefSeq names its product solute carrier family 39 member 6 (gene slc39a6). Gene Ontology annotation, biological process: zinc ion import across plasma membrane; intracellular monoatomic cation homeostasis. The coding region runs from base 103 to 2610 and encodes 835 amino acids. Gene Ontology annotation, cellular component: plasma membrane. The record is from RefSeq and is a predicted model, not a curated record. The transcript is spliced from 11 exons. Lineage: Eukaryota; Metazoa; Chordata; Actinopteri; Gonorynchiformes; Chanidae. Gene Ontology annotation, molecular function: monoatomic cation:bicarbonate symporter activity; zinc ion transmembrane transporter activity.